Molecule: messenger RNA, 441 nt
Organism: Trypanosoma conorhini
Lineage: Eukaryota; Euglenozoa; Kinetoplastea; Trypanosomatida; Trypanosomatidae
Exons: 1
Coding region: 1-441 (146 amino acids)
Source: RefSeq, a predicted model, not a curated record
AUGUCGACCGUCGUCAUUAAGGCGCCGAACCUGCGCAAGCUUCUCGCGGAGCAGCGGGAGAUGUUGCCGACGCUGCCGCAGCCACCCAGCCCGAUCGCCACGUACCUGGCGGCGCCUGUGCUCCCCCUCACCAGCGUGUACCACGCGCGGGGGCGCGUCGAGGAGAGUCCCGUGCGAGGGCGCGGCGACGAGGAGGGAGAGGCGGCGCCCGAGCGGCGUCCCUCGCUGCUCACCGACCUCCUCAACGCCGCGUCGCGGGUGAGCCUCGACGUGGAGAAGACGCUCGACUUGACGUGCCAGGUGCUCUCCAGGGCCCGCUGCCGCUCCUCGGACCUCAGCGACAACGCGCGGGAGUCGCUGGGGCGAGUUAUGGAGCUCGGCGCGUGUUUCAACGCGCUGCCGCCACCACCACCCACGACGUCGUCGUCGCCAGAGAACUAA